Rhincodon typus (whale shark) is the source of this 639-nucleotide messenger RNA. Its product is annotated as ribosomal RNA-processing protein 7 homolog A. Gene Ontology annotation, cellular component: UTP-C complex; CURI complex. The record is from RefSeq and is a predicted model, not a curated record. NCBI's taxonomy places the organism in Eukaryota, Metazoa, Chordata, Chondrichthyes, Orectolobiformes, Rhincodontidae. Bases 43 to 639 code for a protein of 198 amino acids. Gene Ontology annotation, biological process: ribosomal small subunit assembly; rRNA processing. Gene Ontology annotation, molecular function: RNA binding. The transcript is spliced from 5 exons.
GGGGCAGCUCACUUCCGGUGACGCAUAUCCUCUAUCUACAACAUGGCAGCUCCGUCUGAGGGGGCAAAGUUCACAGUGAUCCCACUCCGAAUCUCCCCCCGGAGCUCCGUCUGCCGCCAACUCUUUGUCAAACAGCACCGGGUCCGCGAUCCCGACCCGCAGCGACCCCAGGAUCGCACCCUGUUUGUCCUCAACCUGCCCCCGUACAUCAACCAGGAGUGCGUGCACAGGUUGUUUUCACAGUGUGGUCCUGUCACCUCGGUGGAACUACAGGAAAAGCCAGGCCCAAGCACCAAAUCCAAGGACCAGAAAUCAAAGUUCUUCUCACGCCCACUUGCACAGGGUUUCCAGGUGGCCUACGUGGUGUUUAAAAGUUCAGCUGCAGUGAAACAUGCCGUGUCCCUAAAAGCCCAGAAGCCCUGGGUCCUGACCACAGCUCAGCACCCGCUCAGGACAGGCCUUCAGAAAUGGGCAGAGGAUUAUUACUCAAGUAUCACUGACCCCCGGGAUUUACAGGAUCACAUUGAUCAGUUCAUGGAGCAACAUGACCGGGAGCAGGCUGAGGUACCGGGAGUACAGAGGGAAGGAGGUCUGGUGUUGGGGUUGGGAGGGUGGGGAGAGGACAAGGAAUGCAGUUGA